This is a messenger RNA of Humulus lupulus (European hop), 1336 nucleotides long. RefSeq lists its product as uncharacterized. The coding region runs from base 1 to 1218 and encodes 405 amino acids. The transcript is spliced from 3 exons. NCBI's taxonomy places the organism in Eukaryota, Viridiplantae, Streptophyta, Magnoliopsida, Rosales, Cannabaceae. The record is from RefSeq and is a predicted model, not a curated record.
AUGAGUCUUAAGGAGAAGGAUGUGAAAAGGUUGGUCACGCUGGACCUUCUCCAGAUGGUGGGUCUGGUGCCAUGUGACCAGGAUCUGGCGGUGGACAGUACUACCGGGGAGAACGACACUCCUGAUCGGUCUACUGGGGGCCUGGAGCUAGUGACUGGUCGGCCCUCUCCCGGGCCUUCUCCGCUUUCUCACAGAUCUGGCGACCUAGUCAUUAGAGAGCCUGAUCCUCAGCGUAGAUCUACUAUUCCCGCUCAACCUGGGAAAGGAAAAGCUAUCCAGGUUGAAGGGGAACUUAGCUCAUCCUCGGAUGACAAGGAUGAGUUCCUUGAUCAGAUCUUCAACGCAGAUUCAGACAUGUUCAGAGAAGUUGCUUCAAAGAGGAAAACUGGUGAUGGAAGUGGCUCUAUGCCUCCACAGAAGAUUCAGAAGGUAGUACCGCCAAGUCAAGGGAGGCAACCUGGGGGACCGACUACACUUCCGCCAUUGACCCCCUCUUCCCUUCCUCCUUCUGCGAGCCUAACUCCUACUCACCAGGGUAGUUCGAGUGAGAUUUUUCGUGCUGUUAGCGACCUGGGCAAGGGGCUUCUUGAGGAUAUUGGCCGUGAUGCAUCGACGCUUCAAAGCCUAGACUCCUACCCUCGACUUAGUGUCGAAGUUGUCUUGAAGAGAGGACUCACUCAAUUGAUGAAGUCACUUGUCACCAUUGGUCAUGCUCAGCUUCGAGCCGUAGAUUACAAGGAGUUGAUCAAGGUGCAGGACGAUCAACUGGUGGAGGCCAGGUCCAAGCUGGAGCAAGCAGAGAGAACUAUAGCUGAACGGGACGAGUUUCUCAAAAAGCAGGCUCAAAACAAUGCUUCCUUGACAACUCAAUUGGAGAAGCAAUCCCUCGAUAUUAAAGAGUUAGUUCGAGACAAUGAGAGGUUGAUCAGCGAGAACGAAGAGCUGAAGCAAGAAAAAGAGCUUGACUUGAUUCGCUUUGAGGAGGCCAGUUUUGACUGUUUUUAUAGGGUCUGGAAGUUGAACAAGCCUCUUAAUCUUGAUUGUUUCUCCAAGGAGGCCCAGGCAGAGGAUCUUGCCAGAUGUGAAGCAAGGGCCGCUGAAGAAGCUGCCAAUCCUCCUGCGUUCACCCCUGCCUGCUCUGCUUUAUCAUUCCGAGCGAGAGGAGCAGCUGAUGCAGAGGAGGGAGUCGAUCAACCCUCUAGAGGAGCUCGCCUGUGACUCCCUCUCGUGGUUCAUCACAGUCUACUUUACUUUGUAUUUUGUUGCUCGAACUAGUGAGCUAUUUUGACAUUUAGUACUUUACUCUUUCCUUGUUGACAACUUCAAACUUUUAAGU